This is a messenger RNA of Quercus lobata, 705 nucleotides long. Its product is annotated as 14 kDa proline-rich protein DC2.15-like. NCBI's taxonomy places the organism in Eukaryota, Viridiplantae, Streptophyta, Magnoliopsida, Fagales, Fagaceae. The coding region runs from base 55 to 489 and encodes 144 amino acids. The record is from RefSeq and is a predicted model, not a curated record. The transcript has a single exon.
AUCAGUACUACUUUAACCUUUUUCUAUUGUUCUAACAACAACUAGGGUUGGGAAAUGGCUUCCAAAACCUCUGCCUCAUUUGUUCUCUUCCUCUCACUCAACCUUCUCUUCUUUGCACUUGUGACUAGUGCAUGUAACACAUGCCGUGGUCCUAACCCAGGAAGAGGCCCCAACCCCAACCCCAACCCCAAUCCCAACCCCAACCCUAACCCUGGUCCUUCUGGCCAAGCUUCAUGCCCUAGGGAUGCCCUAAAACUAGGCGUGUGUGCCAAUUUACUCAGCGGUUUGCUUAAUGUUACCCUUGGCACCCCACCAGUAACUCCUUGCUGCUCUCUCAUUCAAGGCCUUGCCGAUCUGGAGGCUGCUGUCUGCCUUUGCACUGCCAUCAGAGCUAAUAUUUUGGGCAUUAACCUCAACAUCCCAAUUUCGCUCAGCUUGCUUCUCAAUGUUUGUUCAAGGAAUGUUCCAAAUGGUUUCAAGUGUGCAUAGAAGCACUUUAUAAUUUCGUUUCUUAAUUUUCAUACUAUGGCUUUUGCUUGUUUUGCAACUUUAAACUUACAUGGCAAGUGUGUGUGUGGUGUAAUAGGGAAUUGCUCGUUUCCCUAGAUAUAGUAGUUGUCUGAUUUGUGUGAUAGUUAUGAAUAAAUUUCCCUUUGUGAUGUUUGCCAAUGUACCUCUAGAUGGGAAAUGGAAUAAAUUUAUCAA